Messenger RNA from Symbiodinium necroappetens, 882 nucleotides. Lineage: Eukaryota; Dinophyceae; Suessiales; Symbiodiniaceae. The record is from the annotation of a GenBank genome assembly.
AUGGCCGCGCCAGGCCUUGUAAGUUUAACUGUAAGGCUCGUGGACAGGAGCCGAACUAAGGAGAAAGCUUGGCAGGGCAUCGAAUACCUGUCCGUCUGGCACCUUGGCCGGGAAGUUGGCAUGCUGGAGCUAUCCACUCUGAAUGGCCGCGGAUACCUCUUCACGCACGCUGGGCGGAAGUGGAGCAGUCUCGUAUAUCCCAACCUCAGACUGAGUGAUGUUGGAGUAAAGGAGGGGAGUGUUGUCGAGUUUUCCGGUGACUUCGACAAGUCUGCAGGCACACCGCUCCUUCUCGAGGUCCAAUUGAUGGACAGAAGCAAAUCAACGAAGGAGUUUGGAUCAGUGCUCCCAGAGGCCUGCGUGUGGGAUCUUGGCAUAUCUUUGGGAAUGGAGAAGUUGACCACACUCACCGGAGGCUACAUUUUCUCCUUCCAAGGAAAGCGCUGGAAGAGCCUGGAACAUCCUUCGCUCACCUUUGCAGAAGUGUUCGGAGUCGGCUUCACCCAAGAGCAGGAGCUGCUGCUAAUCGCGUUCGAGGGCGACUUCUCCAGUCGAGAUCUCCCGAGCUCCGAUGCUGAGGUGACCCUUUCCGUCGUACUGAUGGACAAGUCCAAGAGCAAGACAGUCACUGGAAGGGCAAGGAGGGGCGACUCAGUCUGGAAGUUUGGACUACUCGUGGGCAUGGCAUCGUUAACGACCUCCAGCCGAUCCCAGGGUGGAUACGUCUUCCGACGGCAGGGUGGUGAAGCCUACAGGGAGCGCCUGUACCCGGAUCUAACUAUCGCAGGUGCCGGCGUGAGGGAUGGUGACACUGUCGAGUUUUCUGGCGACUUUGAGGUCUUCGAGCCUACAGCCGAUGCCCGUGCCGAUCCUGGGACAGCA